UCACAGCGCAAAGCUGCUUCUUCGCCUUCCUCUUCCGCACUCUUUGUGCUUCAUCUGACAGGGGAAGAAAGACAUCUUACUGAGAAAAACUGGCUUCACAAAAGAGACUGAAUUCCAGCUUUAAAGGCUGCCUAGAGACAACUGCGGCAGAAAUGGGCCUCAAGCACACCAAACACUCCACGGUCAAACAAGCCAAUAUACCAAUGUUAGGACUUGAUUCUGCUGGGAAAUCUACGCUGUUGUACAAGUUCAGGUCUAAUGAUGUUUUUCUAACAAUUCCAACAAUUGGCUUUAAUGUUGAUAUGAUUGAAACUGGGAAGGAUUUUACAUUGACAUUUUGGGAUGUUGGAGGACAACAGAAAAUGAGACAGGCUUGGUGCAAUUUCCUGGAAAAUGCAGAUGGACUGCUAUAUGUUGUGGACAGCUCUGAUAAGCAACGUCUGGAAGAAUCAAAGAAAGAAUUUGAACUCAUUUUAAAGAAUGAAUUUCUAAAACGGGUACCAGUCAUCAUGCUAGCUAACAAGCAGGAUUUGCCUGGGGCUUUGAAUGCUGAGGAAAUAACAAAGAGAUUCAACAUGAAGAAGUACUGCAGUGACAGGAAUUGGUAUGUGCAGCCCUGUUGUGCCGUCACAGGACAAGGUUUGUCCGAAGCACUUCAAAGGCUAACCGUGUUUGUAAAACACUACAGCAGAUUAAAGGAGACUUCUGCCAUCGUCAAGGAAAGCAAAACACUAUGCUUCUGAGAUACUACUCGCUGCAUUUUAUCAGUGAUAGUAUACUCAAGUUAUUCAGCUGAGAAGUGUGGCUGUUGAAUGAUGAAAAAGGUGGAGCUGAGCUUCUGAAUUUUAGCAUGUGGAAACAAAAUGGGUGAGCAGUGCUUAGAAUGCUUAAAUCAAGUAAUUUUCUCAAGAUGCAAAAUAGCCAAGUCAUGCUAUGAUAAAUCAUGAGAUUUAAUAAAUGCUCUGUGGAUGUAUUUCUCGUGUAAAAAUGUAGUCAUUUUAGAUCUUAAACUCUUAGUUUCCUACAAAUAAACCUAUGAAUCUGAAA
Melopsittacus undulatus (budgerigar) is the source of this 1047-nucleotide messenger RNA. RefSeq names its product ARF like GTPase 14 (gene ARL14). Gene Ontology annotation, molecular function: GTP binding; GTPase activity. The transcript is spliced from 2 exons. NCBI's taxonomy places the organism in Eukaryota, Metazoa, Chordata, Aves, Psittaciformes, Psittaculidae. The coding region runs from base 153 to 743 and encodes 196 amino acids. Gene Ontology annotation, cellular component: plasma membrane; cytoplasm. Gene Ontology annotation, biological process: vesicle-mediated transport; intracellular protein transport. The record is from RefSeq and is a predicted model, not a curated record.